AUGUUAGUUUUAUUCUUACUAUUCUUGGUUGUUCCGGCGGUUUCUGCAAAGGAUCCAAGAUGCCCAAAAAACUUUACUUUUGUCAAAAGAACACUAACUUUUAAGAAUAAUUUUACAAAGGGGUGGUGCUUGGGGAUUUUCAAUGGAACGGAUGUGGGAAAUCGUGACCGAGCCCGCUCAGUCUGUCUCUAUCAUAACGCUUCGCUGAGCAAUCCAGAAAAUUCACAUGAACUUGAGAUUGUUUCUGACGUUAUUCGCGCACGGAACAUUUCCCUCCCGAUUGCACUCGACGGACAACUCUCUCCAAGAUGCAAGGCCCUUAUUUUCAGAGGCGAACAGAGCCAACAAUAUUUUGACCAAAGAACAGAGGAAGGAGAUUGCAAUAUUAACAAUCAUUUGUUUGUAUAUGAUGAUAUCAAUACAGAUACUUUAUUUAUCCGUUCCAAACUAGGUACUUCGGCUGGAACUAAUGGAGGAUACUCCAGUCAGGAGGACGGAGUAAAAUUUCGUUUCACCAGAGAUUGUAACGCAUUAACAGAUGCAUACUAUUACUUUUCUAAUGGAACACAUUUCUAUGCGGUAGAUGGACGAACUGAAUUGCUCGGAUGCUUUGGGGAAAAGGAUAAGCAAAAUAAACACGAAUAUAGUAGUGUUCUUUGUGGAAGAUUCCCUCUCUGAGUUAAUUGAUCAGAAAAGACAGUUGUUAAUAAAUAUUUUGGAGUUGUU
This is a messenger RNA of Caenorhabditis elegans, 726 nucleotides long. It is a transcript of the gene clec-138, whose product is annotated as C-type LECtin. Bases 1 to 678 code for a protein of 225 amino acids. The record is from RefSeq and is marked reviewed. The transcript is spliced from 4 exons. Lineage: Eukaryota; Metazoa; Nematoda; Chromadorea; Rhabditida; Rhabditidae.